CUCGGGCCCACGCACGACACGGGAGGGGCGGACUUGGCACGCCGGGACACGGCGCGGGAGAGCCGGGACGCGCGCGACCGCGCCCCCAGGUCCCGCCGUUGACUAUGCCCGGGUAGCAUGUCGGGAUGGCCCUCUCCCAAGACGCCGUCCCGUCCCUGUCGGACUGCCAGUGCCAGAUCUGCGUGGGAAUCCUCAUUGAGCCCGUGACCCUCCCUUGCAACCACACGCUCUGCAAUUCCUGCUUCCAGGCGACGGUGGAGAAGGCGAGUCUGUGCUGUCCCUUCUGUCGCCGCCGGGUCUCGUCGUGGACCCGGUACCACACCCGGAGGAAUUCGCUCAUCAAUAAGGAACUGUGGGAGAUCAUUCAAAAACAUUACCCGGAGGAAUGCAAGCUGAGAGCGUCUGGACUCGAAUCCGAGGGGUUUGUUGAUGACUGUUGCCCAGUUCGCCUGAUAAGUAAGCCCGGGGAAUUGAGGAGAGAAUAUGAAGAGGAGAUAAGCAAGGUGGCAGCAGAACGACGGGCCAGUGAGGAAGAAGAAAAGAAAGCCAGCGAAGAAUAUAUCCAGAGGUUACUGGCAGAGGAGGAGGAGGAAGAAAAAAGGCAAGCAGAAAAAAGGCAAAAAGAGCAAGAGCAACAACUGAAAGAUGAUGAAGAACUGGCGAGAAAACUAAGCACUAAUCUUAAUAAUUUCCAUGAGGGAAAUAUCAUGACCUCUCCUAUGAAUUCCAAAAAAUCUGGUACAGUCACAACCAAGUCACAAAAGAAAAGUAAGAACAAACAAACUAGCAUUGGAGAUAUUCAGAAGUAUUUGUUACCCCGUUUUGUGUCAGCUUCACAGCCAGAACUUGUUCAAGAAAUCAGAUCAAACUUCAAGUCCGCUGAGGAACUGGCUGAUAACGAUAUUAAGAGCUCUACAUGGCAAAAUAGUGACACUAUGGAAGGUGAGCCAACACCUUCUUCACAAGUGUGCCUUGAAGUUCAGGAACAAAGUGCAAAAUCCCCAGGAGAGUCACCCGUGCCUCAGUUAUGUGCCAGUAGUACAGAUGAGUGCCUUGAAGGGGAAAACAGAACAGGACCAGUAAGCAGUCAUGAGGCAGAGUUGUGUGCCCUGAACCAUGAGGGAAUGGAAGUCACAGCUCCUUACUGUAGAGAAAGUGCAGCCACACCUUGUGGCCAAAAGGAGAGUGGGUGUGCUAUGACAGACAUGUCAGGGAUCACUGACUCAGCUGAGACAGACAGCGAAGAGUCCUGCCUGUUGAUCGGUAGAGAUACUUCCAAAAGAAGAAACCAGGAUUCUUCACUUGAAAUGGUCAAGGAUCCAUGUUUUUCGGUAAAAAGAAGAAAAAUACUCGCAGACCCAAAGGAAACAGAUACCAACUUUACCCAAAAACUGAUGGAUUUGGAACAUUUGUUUUUUGAGAGACAUAAACAAGAAGAGCAGGACAGGUUAUUUGCAUUACAGCUCCAAAAAGAGGUGGACAAAGAACAAAUGAAGCCAAACCGGCAAAAAGGAUCCCCAGAUGAGUAUCAGUUACGUGCUUUGUCGUCACCACCGGAAGACCUAAAUGGACAGAGGAAAACGUCCAGAAACAGGAAUUUCAAAAAACAAGUUGAUAAAGAGCAUUCAGAACCUCAGAGAGGCUCUAAAAAUGAAAAUGGGCGUCCUUUAAAGAAACAUUCAGUUAAAGGAAGGAAGACGUCAAAUUCUACUGGAGAUAAUUGUAAUCUUGUGAAAAGUGCUCAUUCCCUAGAGCUUAGUAAGUCACAGCAAAGUAUUUUUCAGAUGUUUAAGAGAUAUACAAAUUAAUGGAGCGGUGUAAGUGUUUUAUACUCUAGGUAAAGUUGGGCUGGGAAACCCAUUUCUGUCAUAGAAUCUCUGAAUGUUUUGUUUACAGUCACUGUCUUUCAUUCAAAGAUUGUGUGGUUACACAGGAGGAAUACACAAGUAUGUUUUUGCCAAACUCAACUGGUCAGCAAGAACCCCAGUUCUUUCCAGUGUUAAUAACUCUAAGGUACUAAGUUUGACAAUCCUUCUGUCAUCGAAAUGGCUUGGCUGCCCCCAAGGAAUCUCCCAAGCACCAUUCUCUCUCCAGACAUCAUAGAUUAGGGCCUUUACUCAUCUUUUUUCCUAACUCAUAGUCAAAGCAAUAGCAUAUGACACCAAGUAAUAAAAGGCUUAAAAGCUAAGUUUCUUGCUGUUUACCCAUAUACAUGCAGACUCUAUUACUGCAUUUUUAAGAACAUUUAAAAUGCUUUAUGAGCAAUGUCACUGGGAAAAAAAACCUAUAAAUUAGAAAGUAGUGGGCAGAGGCUAGAUUCAAUGAGAAAGGAUUUCAGAGUUGGGAUGAUGCCACGCGGGGUAGAUUUGGAAGCACUGGAAAUGAUAACGGGAAUGGUUUUAGGGGUAAGAGGAACAGCAAGUAGAACUUGACUAGAUAUUCUCCCUCAUCUUUUGCUCAAGGACACUAAUAAUUAUUUGGGGUUUGUGGUUUUCACACCAUAGUAUCUGGUGUCAAAUUAAAAUAGUAUCUGGUGUCCUGGAGUUUGAGGCUUAAUACAGGGAUUGAGCAGUUUGCCUUGCGCAUGACCGGCCUGGAUUUGAACCCUGGUAUUACAUAUGGUCCUCCUGAGCACCGCCAGGAGUGAUCCCUGACCUCAGAACCAGGAAUAACCCUGAGCAUCACCAGGUAUGGUCCCAUAAAACAAAUCUUCUAAGUUACCUGAUACUUUUGAUAAUUAACAUUUCUGUUAUUUCAGGGACUGACUACAGGAGACUAAAAAGUGCCAGAGCAUUCUAUGUUGUAGAGCCUAAAACAUGAGUUUAUUUUUUUUAUUGUUUGUAUUGAUGCUGACAUACUUCUGUUUAUGACAGAAAGUGUAUUUGGAUUUUGUUCUGAAAGUUAAAACCAGAAGGUAGUGAUUUCAUUUUAUGAAACUCAACUAUUUUCUGUUUGAUAUAGUUUAGUUUACAAUAGUUUUGAUUUCUUUUUUGUUAAUGUCUAGUAUGUAUUUCUUAAUGCAAGAAAAAAUAACAAUAAAGUGGCCAGAAACCCA
Sorex fumeus (smoky shrew) is the source of this 3055-nucleotide messenger RNA. It is a transcript of the gene RNF168, whose product is annotated as ring finger protein 168. Gene Ontology annotation, biological process: double-strand break repair; protein ubiquitination. Bases 126 to 1808 code for a protein of 560 amino acids. Gene Ontology annotation, molecular function: ubiquitin-protein transferase activity; nucleosome binding; metal ion binding. Lineage: Eukaryota; Metazoa; Chordata; Mammalia; Eulipotyphla; Soricidae. The record is from RefSeq and is a predicted model, not a curated record. The transcript has 7 exons. Gene Ontology annotation, cellular component: site of double-strand break; nucleus.